GAUUCACUGGACCCAGAGGAAGCAGAGGUGCCCCAGGAUUGCCUGGGGAAAAGGGGCUUCCAGGAAAUCCUGGUUUUCCAGGUUUGCCAGGACUCCUGGGGGAAAAGGGGGUUACAGGUGAUGUGCUAGGAGCACCACCAGGCCCUCCUGGGGACGCUGGGCCACCUGGAUUCCCAGGAGCAAAAGGCUCACAAGGAGAUCAAGGGCCACCAGGAUUUAGAGGAAAAGAUGGCUUCCCUGGUCCACCUGGAUCCCAGGGGAAUCCUGGGUUUCCUGGCCCCACCGGCUUGACCGGUAUACGAGGACCACCAGCAACAUUUGGCUUCCCUGGACUGCCAGGCCAGCAAGGGUCCCUGGGCAGAAAAGGCUCCCAAGGAUUUGUGGGACCCCCUGGGGCCAGAGGGGAACCAGGAGAGCCAGGGAAAUUUGGUCCUGCAGGUGUGAAAGGUCCGCCAGGGGACAAAGGUGAACAGGGCUUUUCUGGACCUAAAGGAAAGGCUGGGGAAGCUGGUCUCCCUGGAAUUGAAGGAAUGCCUGGUUUCCCAGGGCCAAAAGGUGCUGAAGGAUCUUCUGGCAUCGGAGGUUUCAAAGGAGCUGUGGGAAUCAAAGGGUGGCCAGGAUGGAGGGGAAUCCAGGGAGAGAGAGGCUCCCCUGGUAAGCAUGGUGCUAAAGGUCUGCCUGGCGAACACGGACUAAAAGGUGAGCGUGGAGUUCGUGGUCUACCAGGAGCAGCUCCUAAAAUCAUGCCAAACCUAAUGAUGGAAGUGAAAGGUGAAAAGGGAAGUAAAGGAGCAGUUGGUUUUAAAGGGAGUAUCGGUUUGGAAGGAACUAAAGGAUCGCUAGGAUUACCUGGUCAGACAGGAAGACCAGGUUUACCUGGACCUCCUAGUUUUGAACGAGGUCAGAAAGGAGACAUUGGAAUUAAAGGAAUAAGAGGUGUUCCAGGAUAUGCUGGUAUCCCAGGUCCUCGUGGUAUUCCUGGCUUCCCUGGCAUCACUGGAAGGAGGGGAGAAAAAGGUGUUCCAGGAUUUCCAGGUUUGAUUGGUGAACAUGGCCAGCUAGGAGAAAUUGGUAACAGGGGAGAUACUAUAAACUUGCCAGGAAGUAAAGGUUCCAAAGGAUACCCUGGAACAGCUGGACCAACAGGGUUGACAGGAGCCAGAGGAAAGAAGGGUGAAACUGGGGAUCAAGGACAUCCUGGCGUAGAAGGCACGGAAGGCCCUCAAGGCUCCCAGGGGUUAAUAGGGCGAAGUGGAUUCAAAGGCCACUUUGGGGGAGUAGGUGUACCUGGAGAUCCAGGUAUUCCUGGAUUUUCAGGUGAAAAAGGAACUACUGGAAAUGUUGGCCCUCCAGGAAGAAAAGGUGAGCAUGGGCUCAGAGGACUCCCUGGAUUAGAUGGUUUGCCAGGUUCUAAGGGCUUGCCAGGAUCACCAGGUCCAGAUGGAUAUGGGACAUCAGGUUUUCCAGGUGUUUUGGGUGAUAAGGGGACAGCAGGAGACCCAAGCCCCACUGAAGGCAGCAGAGGAUCUCCUGGUCAGAAGGGACAAAGAGGGGAUCCAGGAUGGCGAGGUUCAGCUGGUGCUCCUGGACCGGACGGAAGACCAGGGUUUCCUGGAGUUUCCAAUAUAUCUGGUAUACCUGGCGAUGUGGGUUCAUCUGGUUUUGAUGGAGUACCAGGCUACCCUGGACCUCCAGGGAUUCCAGGAACAGCUGGUUUAUUUGGCUUCAAAGGAGAAGAGGGACCAAUAGGUGUGGCUGGAGAAAAUGGUCUAAAAGGAAUAAAAGGGGACCAAGGCCCAGAUGGAAAAGCUGGAAUACCAGGCUUGACUGGAGCAAAAGGACAUAAAGGUGGACAAGGAAUCAUGGGCUUUGUUGGCCGAACAGGAAUUCCUGGUGACUUUGGUCCCAUAGGACCCAAAGGAGAUAGAGGCCCCCCUGGUUUUCAGGGACCUCCAGGUUCCCCCGGAUUGCCACCUUUAAUUCCUAAACUGGUUGCUGAGCAUGGGGCACCAGGUGCCCCUGGAAAAACAGGCCCCCAAGGUCCUGCAGGUGAAAUGGGUCCUCAAGGUCCACCAGGAGAUCCAGGUUUAAGGGGCCCAAUAGGAAAACCAGGAGCACAAGGAAGAGGAGGUAUAUCUGCAUCUCCGGGCUUCAGAGGUGAUCAAGGAAGAGGAGGACUGCAGGGUCCAGCAGGCUUUGAAGGUGCAGCAGGUGAUCCUGGUACUCCUGGACUGCCAGGUAUGCCAGGCCGCAGUAUUAACAUAGGGUAUCUCCUUGUGAAGCACAGUCAAUCUGCUCAAGAGCCGAUGUGUCCAGAGGGCAUGAACCAACUUUGGAGCGGCUACAGUUUAUUGUACUUUGAAGGACAAGAAGAAGCACAUAACCAGGAUCUUGGCCUGGCUGGGUCAUGUUUGGCUCGAUUCAACACUAUGCCUUUCCUUUACUGCAAUCCGGGGGAUGUCUGCUACUACGCAAGUCGCAAUGAUAAAUCCUACUGGCUCUCAACCACAGCCUCUCUUCCAAUGAUGCCUGUGGUGGAGGAAGAUAUCAAACCUUAUAUCAGCCGUUGUUCUGUCUGUGAAGCUCCUGCUCUCGCCAUUGCUAUUCAUAGUCAAGAUAUUACUAUUCCUCACUGUCCUGAAGGAUGGCGCAGUUUAUGGAUUGGUUAUUCUUUCCUUAUGCACACUGCAGCUGGUGCUGAAGGAGGAGGACAGUCACUAGUUUCUCCAGGUAGCUGUCUGGAAGACUUCAGAGCCACACCAUUCAUUGAAUGCAAUGGCGCUCAAGGGACCUGUCACUACUUUGCAAACAAAUACAGUUUUUGGCUUACCACCAUUGACCAUAACUUUCAACACUCGCCUUCCCCAGAUACACUCAAGGCUGGACUCAUCCGAACACAUAUAAGCAGAUGCCAAGUGUGUAUGAAAAAUUUGUAAAAUAAACACAAAAUAACCCCAAAGCAAUAAGUCAUGGCAUGGAUCAAAUCUGUUGGUGCUUAUUUAACUUAUUACCUCGUCAUUUGAACACAACUUCAACUACCAUUGUUAUCUGGAAGAACAAACCACUGCAAGUACUUAUAACCAAGCUAUUGUUCAGCCUUUGUUUAUAUAUUUGUGGGUCUGCUUUUAUAUGCUGCGUAUAUACAGUCUGUUAUGAGAAUGAAACAAUAGACAAAGUUUAAUUAUUAAAUAUACUUGCUGUCAUUUAUGUCUGAUUUAAUAAUGUCAAUUGAUAUUUAUCUCCCUUUUCAUAUGCAUAUUACUGAACACUACUAACUCUUAGUAAUUAAGUAUUAAAUAAACAUUCAAACACAAAUGCAAACUGUGUUAGAAUUUAGGAUUUUAAACUGUAUUUAGCAGACUCAGAUUGUUAAAAAUGCAAAUCCCAUUUUAACAUCCACAAAACAGUCAAAAAUAGGAGCAAAAAUAUUCUUGCUCUAAAGGAGCCCUGUUUUUAGUUGAAGUCUUUGGUUACAAAUCCAACAGAAUUACAAUGUUUUAUGACUGGAUGAAACUUUAACAUGUACUCAAUAUACUUUAUAUUGCAAUUAUAUUUCAGGGCCAUUAUUUGUUUCUUUAUUAGACAUCCUGUUGCUACAUGUGCCUAACAAAAGCCUGCAGAGAAUGAACAAGAAGCUUUAUUUGUGUCCCGUUUAACUUAAAUUCAGAAUUCUGAUGCAUUGAACACAAUGUUACAUUAUGCUGUGCAGUACCCUAAAUGGACAGAGUGCAUUAGACCAGAAUUCAGUUCUCUCAGUACUGCUGUGGGGAAUGUUCAGUGUGGCUUGGAGAUAGACAGCCCAUUAUGGCCUUUUAGAUGUUUAUAUUCCAACUAGGUUAAUGAGAGAUGAUGGGUUGGAAUCCAAUUUGACUGUAUUUUGCCUAUUUCUAUUCAACCACUGCUGGAUAUCACAGAAUCUAUGUCAUAAUAAUCUCAUGAUAAUUAGAGGAAUAGCACAAAAGGAAGGUGCUUGGAAGAUUAUGCCCCGCAGCUUGUGCAAUUGCAAUUCAAGCUACAAUCAAGAAGCACCCUACUAGACAGUACCAUUCAUUUAAGUUUUUUGAGCGCCCAUACUUAGGAAUAUGAUAUCUGUCGUUCUUCCCAGUGUAAGAAAGAUAAGAGAGAGACUCAAUUAGUAUCACGUUCUUGGGAGGGAAGUGAGUGAGUGAUAGAAAAGGCAUCUCCUCCCAGAAAGAAUUAGGACUGUGCCUGGGAAAAUGAGAUACACACUCUUCUCAUAGCAAUGCAAUAACAAAGCUGUGAUUAUGUGCACACUUAUCGGGUAAGCUGUACAAAUGAAGCUGGACUGGCUUCCAAGUAAACAUGUAUAAAAUUGCUGAGUAAAUCAGCUUCUAUACCCAAUUCUUUCACUAGUACUGACAAGCAGAUGAAAAGGAGGCAGAAUCAGAAUUUCAACUGCAAGUGGCAACAACCCACCCUUGGUGGCGGGCAGCUGCCCACACCAAUCUCUUCAUUCCUCCGUGUAAUUGGGCAGUGAGAGCUUCCCACUGUUUCCCAGAGAAUUUCCUUCCCAAACCAAGUCCUGAAUAAGAAAUGCUCAAAUACCCUUUCAGGUCUUUCUCCUUUGUACUUAUGAUCACAGUGUUUCAUUUUGUAUGAUAAAUAAAAGUGUGUCUUAAACUUUUUCCUAUUGAAU
This is a messenger RNA of Python bivittatus (Burmese python), 4657 nucleotides long. NCBI's taxonomy places the organism in Eukaryota, Metazoa, Chordata, Lepidosauria, Squamata, Pythonidae. The record is from RefSeq and is a predicted model, not a curated record.